AUGCCCAGGCCGGGGAAGAGUUCGUACAGCGACCAGAAACCGCCCUACUCUUACAUCUCCCUAACGGCCAUGGCUAUCCAGCACUCGGCCGAGAAGAUGCUGCCCCUGAGCGACAUCUACAAGUUCAUUAUGGAGCGGUUCCCUUACUACCGGGAGCACACCCAGCGUUGGCAGAACUCCCUCCGCCACAACCUCUCCUUCAAUGACUGCUUCAUCAAGAUCCCGCGGCGACCCGACCAGCCGGGCAAAGGCAGCUUCUGGGCGUUGCACCCGGACUGCGGGGACAUGUUUGAGAACGGCAGCUUCCUCCGCCGCCGCAAGCGCUUCAAGGUGCUGCGCCCCGAGCAUCACCUGCCCGGCGGCGGCGGCGGCGGCGGCGGCGGCGGGGCUGGCGGCGGCGGUCCCGGCAAGCCCCCGGCGCCCACCCCGCACAUGGUGCACUACUUCCAUCCGCAUCCGCCACCACCGCCUCCCCCGGGCAAGGUGCCAGGGUUGGCGGGCUCCGACGCUGCCGUAGCCGCGGCCGCCGCCGCCGCCGCGGUGGGAAGGCUGCCGCAGUUCUCGCCCUAUGGUAGCAGCCAGCCCUCGGGCUUCAAGCAUCCCUUCGCCAUCGAAAACAUCAUCGGCAGAGAUUACAAGGGUGUGCUGCAGGCCGGCGGGCUUCCGCUGGCCUCGGUGAUGCACCACCUGGGCUACCCGGUGCCCAGCCAGCUCAGCAGCGUGGUGAGCUCCGUGUGGCCGCACGUGGGGGUCAUGGAUUCCGUGGCCGGUGUGCCCGUGUCCCCCGACUACGGACCCUUCGGCAUGCCCGUGAAGGCCCUCUGCCACCCGCCGGCACAGACCAUGCCUGCCGUCCCCGUGCCCAUCAAGCCGGCGCCGGCGUUGCCCGCUGCCUCGGCCAUCCCUGCUCUCACGGUCGCCGCCUCGCAGAUCUGCCCCGCCGCUUCCCCGACUGCUGCAUCGCUGCUGGAACAGACCGCGAGCAACAACCCCGAGGGCAAGAGCUCCCUUCACUCCGUCCUGGUGCACUCCUAA
Onychostruthus taczanowskii (white-rumped snowfinch) is the source of this 1035-nucleotide messenger RNA. RefSeq names its product forkhead box B2 (gene FOXB2). Gene Ontology annotation, molecular function: RNA polymerase II cis-regulatory region sequence-specific DNA binding; DNA-binding transcription factor activity, RNA polymerase II-specific. The transcript has a single exon. Lineage: Eukaryota; Metazoa; Chordata; Aves; Passeriformes; Passeridae. Gene Ontology annotation, biological process: regulation of transcription by RNA polymerase II; anatomical structure morphogenesis; cell differentiation. Bases 1 to 1035 code for a protein of 344 amino acids. The record is from RefSeq and is a predicted model, not a curated record.